GAUGGCAGCGGACACUUCAACAACUUGAUCCGCGUCAGGCCCGCCGCGCCGUCGCAGUUUCGUCUUAUUCGGGAACGUCUGGCGAAGCUGAAGACAAAAAGAAUUCAAAUGGAAAGGUCCCUUUCUUCACCAGCCCUUCCCUUCCCGCUGCGGCUGGGGGCCCCCCAGCAGGGGCCCCCUGAGGGGGCCCCUCAGCAGGGGCCCCCCCAGCAGGGCGCCCCCAAGGGGCCCCCGCAGCAGGGAGCCCCGCAGCAGGGGGCCCCCCAGAAGGGGGUUUCUCUGCAGGGGGCCCCAGAGGGGCCCCUCCAGCAGGGGGGGGCCCCCCAUCAAGGGGGAGGGGCCCCUCAUGUAGGGUAUUGGGGGCCCCGAGGGGCCCUCCCUUGGAAAGGGGGCCCCCGAGGGCCGCUGGGGACUCCCACAGGAGGCCCCCCCUCAGCCGCGGAUGCGCAGCGGGGCCCUGGCCCCUCCAGCAGCAGCAAGACGCGUAUCGGUGCAGCAGGACGAGCAGCAGCAGCAGCAGCAGGAGCAGCAGCAGGUGAGUCUGGCGUCUGA
Messenger RNA from Eimeria tenella, 552 nucleotides. RefSeq lists its product as uncharacterized. The record is from RefSeq and is a predicted model, not a curated record. The annotation marks the transcript as partial. NCBI's taxonomy places the organism in Eukaryota, Apicomplexa, Conoidasida, Eucoccidiorida, Eimeriidae. The transcript is spliced from 3 exons.